This is a messenger RNA of Closterium sp. Naga37s-1, 1209 nucleotides long. Lineage: Eukaryota; Viridiplantae; Streptophyta; Zygnematophyceae; Desmidiales; Closteriaceae. The record is from the annotation of a GenBank genome assembly.
AUGAUGUCCGGCAUGCACCACUCUGACAUGCACUCCAUCGUCCUCGACCGUUCUGUUCGAAAUGCGUCCGCAGACGAGCGCAGUCAUAACCGAGAUGUUCUUUCUCAAACCAUCUUUGAUGCCUUCCCCGACCUCCCAACACUCGACAACUUCGCCUCUCCCAUGGUUUCCCAAACCCCCAGCAUCCUUUCUCUUCCCCCUCCCCCUCAUUCCCCCCGCCCGCCCUUCCCCUCCCGCCUUCGCCCCUCUCCUCCCCCCUUCAGUCGCGAGCCAUCAUCGAUGCUUUUCCUGACGUCGACCACUUCGUCAACUUCGGAUUUCCCGACCAUCUCCAUCAUCGAUGCUUUUCCUGACGUCCCCACUCUCGUCAACUUCGGAUUUCCCGACCAUCUGUGCGGGACAUGGCACCACAACUACACUCGCAUGCACCAGCAAAUCCGGGCAGCCAGCAAAAAUCCCUCCUCUGCCCCGCCGCCCGGCACGCCGCCCGUGAAAUUUCUCACCUUUGACGGCCUCAGCCACUGCGACAGCCUCGGGGAGACCCUCAUGGGGCUGACGUCAGCAUUCACUGUAGCUCUCCUCACCAACAGAGCCUUCGUUAUAAAGCACCCGUGCAUCCCCAUGGCGUUUGAACCUGCGCUGAUCGACUGGCAACCCACAGAGGACGUGGGAUUCGAGCCGAGACCUGCUGGUGCAUAUGCUGAAGGACGUGAGUGGAUCGGCGUGGAAAGAGCGACUCAGGGAAAUGGGCAUCAGCAUUCCCUAUUCAUUCGGCUGCUUGGUGCGAUACCUGCUAAGGUGAGCGGGCCCAAACCAGAGGUGUGGUACAGGAUGCAGCCGUUUGAGAAGCAGCUGAGGGAGAGUGGGGGGACGCACGGGCCCAAGCCGGAGGUGUGGCACAGGAUGCAGCCGUUUGAGAAGCAGCUGAGGGGCGACAAGGUGGUGAGCAUCGGUGUGCACGUGAGGCAAUUCGGUCAAGGCCCCGCCCGGCCCAACGCCACGGUCAGCCCGGAGGAGCUGCAGAAGGGCAUGAACAACUCCGUGCUACCCGCCUUCCACCCGGAGGAGCUGCAGCGAGGCAUGAACGAUUCUGUGCGGCCUGCCUUCCAGUGCGCUGAGGUGAGUGGUCGUCCCUCGGGAGGAUCGGGGUGGGCUCCUCUCUUUCCCCCUCUUUCUCCGCUCUCCCCUCCCUCCCAACAGCACUGUUAA